This is a messenger RNA of Vidua chalybeata, 656 nucleotides long. Its product is annotated as protein S100-A4-like. The coding region runs from base 243 to 548 and encodes 101 amino acids. Gene Ontology annotation, molecular function: transition metal ion binding; calcium ion binding. The record is from RefSeq and is a predicted model, not a curated record. NCBI's taxonomy places the organism in Eukaryota, Metazoa, Chordata, Aves, Passeriformes, Viduidae. The transcript has 3 exons. Gene Ontology annotation, cellular component: cytoplasm.
GGAUCACAUCUCGUUAAUGGGAUCACAAGCUCAUUAAUGGGAUCACAUCUCGUUAAUGGGAUCACACACCUCGUUAGGCAAAAAUGAGGCGCGGGUGAAACCGCGGGCUCGGAGCGGCCGGGAGCGCCCGGGGGCUCGGCGCUGCCCGGGCAGUGCCACCCCCGCCGGGCUAUAAAUGCGCGCCGUGCCCCGCUGCCGCAUCCCGAGCUCUGGGGAGCCGAUCUGCGCUGAGCCGGCUGGCGAUGGCGUGUCCCCUGGAGCAGGCCAUGGCCAUCAUGGUCACCACCUUCCACAAGUACUCGGCCAAGGAGGGCGACAAGUUCAAGCUCAGCAAGGCGGAGCUCAAGGAGCUGCUCAACAAGGAGCUGCCCGUCUUCGGCAGUAAACAAAUGGACGAGGCAGAGUUCAAGCGGCUCAUGAACGACCUGGACCACAACAAGGACAGCGAGGUGGAUUUUAAGGAGUAUGUUUGUUUCCUGGCCUGCAUCACCAUGGGCUUCAACGAGUUCUUCAAGGACGACCCCAGCAAGCACCAGCGCAGGAAGUGACCCCUUGAGUGACCCCUCAAGUGACCUCUCGAGUGACCCUUCAAGUGACCUCUCAAGUGACCCCUUCCUGUGUCCAUCCCAGCCCUGAGUGGCUUUCAAUAAAAGCUU